Molecule: messenger RNA, 1214 nt
Organism: Lathyrus oleraceus (garden pea)
Lineage: Eukaryota; Viridiplantae; Streptophyta; Magnoliopsida; Fabales; Fabaceae
Product: ATP synthase subunit a-like
Exons: 1
Coding region: 334-1191 (285 amino acids)
Biological process (GO): proton motive force-driven ATP synthesis
Cellular component (GO): proton-transporting ATP synthase complex
Molecular function (GO): proton-transporting ATP synthase activity, rotational mechanism
Source: RefSeq, a predicted model, not a curated record
GUCGUAAUAAGAUCAGGUUACAUAAAGGGUCUGUGAGGGAACAUCAAGAAAGAGGAUCAGACCAAGUGCGAGAUUGGAUCAAAAAUAGCGUAUGAAAGGAUUAUGGUCUUUCUAGUACAGUACGAUCGAUCAAGUCAUUCAGUAAAGCCUCUUCGCGUUGUGUUUAUGGAAUUCUAUUAGAGCGGGUAGUUGAUAUUUCUCCCGAUAAAUUCUUUCCUUUUUCGUUUGUGCAUCUUUCUCCCUUGCAUUUCUGGAUCAACCAACCGGCUAUUUCCUUUUCGACAAGUCUUUUCUCAUUGCUUAAAGUAAAGCAGAAUUUUAACUUAACUCGCCAUGAACUUGUACUUCCAGUUAGACUUAUACAACGACAACUUAUACUUAUACUUAGAGUUGGGGGUGGUUCCCAGCCCUCUUGAACAAUUUGAGAUAAUCCCUUUUCUUCCUAUGAAGAUAGGUGACUUGUAUUUCUCAUUCACAAAUCCCUCUUUGUUUAUGCUGCUCACUCUCAGUUUGGUCUUACUGCUGGUUCAUUUUGUUACUAAAAAGGGAGGAGGAAAGUCAGUACCCAAUGCUUGGCAAUCCUUGGUAGAGCUUAUUUAUGAUUUCGUGCCGAACCUGGUAAACGAACAAAUAGGUGGUCUUUCCGGAAAUGUGAAACAACAGUUUUUCCCUUGCAUCUUUGUCACUUUUACUUUUUUGUUAUUUUGUAAUCUUCAGGGUAUGAUACCUUAUAGCUUCACAGUUACAAGUCAUUUUGUCAUUACUUUGGGUCUCUCAUUUUCUAUUUUUAUUGGCAUUACUAUAGUGGGAUUUCAAAGAAAUGGGCUUCAUUUUUUAAGCUUCUUAUUACCCGCAGGAGUCCCACUGCCGUUAGCGCCUUUUUUAGUACUCCUUGAGCUAAUCUCUUAUUGUUUUCGCGCAUUAAGCUUAGGAAUACGUUUAUUUGCUAAUAUGAUGGCCGGUCAUAGUUUAGUAAAGAUUUUAAGUGGGUUCGCUUGGACUAUGCUAUGUAUGAAUGAUCUUUUAUAUUUCAUAGGAGAUCUUGGUCCUUUAUUUAUAGUUCUUGCAUUAACCGGUCCGGAAUUAGGUGUAGCUAUAUCACAAGAUCAUGUUUCUACGAUCUCAAACUGUAUUUACUUGAAUGAUGCUACAAAUCUCCAUCAAACUUGCUUGUUAUUUAUUUAUAAUUGAACAAAAGCGGGGAUAGAAGUUUC